GAUGUGGUGGGAGCUUGGCGAGCCCGGGGAGAGUGAGAAUCUCUCCGCUGGCGGUGGAGGCUGCCGGGCUUAUCUCGCUCGCUCUUGCGCGCGCUCGCCGCCGCCGCCGCCUGCCUCGGGCUGCCGGAGCAUGGAGCACUGAAGAGCUGCCUUUCUGCACGGUGAGAUAAGAUCCCGACUCCAACAUGGGGAAACAGAACAGCAAGUUACGCCCCGAAGUCAUGCAGGAUUUGCUAGAAAGCACAGAUUUUACAGAACACGAAAUCCAGGAAUGGUACAAAGGCUUUCUGAGAGACUGUCCAAGCGGACAUUUGUCCAUGGAGGAGUUUAAGAAAAUCUAUGGGAAUUUUUUCCCUUACGGGGACGCUUCUAAAUUUGCCGAACACGUCUUCCGCACGUUUGACGCGAACGGCGACGGAACGAUAGACUUCAGAGAAUUUAUCAUUGCCUUGAGCGUAACAUCCCGAGGGAAACUGGAGCAGAAGCUGAAGUGGGCAUUCAGCAUGUAUGACCUGGAUGGAAACGGCUACAUCAGCAAGGCGGAGAUGUUGGAAAUAGUUCAGGCAAUCUACAAGAUGGUUUCUUCGGUUAUGAAGAUGCCAGAAGAUGAAUCAACACCCGAGAAAAGAACAGAGAAAAUAUUCCGCCAGAUGGACACCAACCGGGAUGGAAAACUUUCUCUGGAGGAGUUUAUUCGAGGAGCCAAGAGUGACCCAUCUAUCGUCCGUCUCCUUCAGUGUGACCCCAGCAGCGCUGGGCAGUUCUAAAACAGUUGCUUGGAUUA
Messenger RNA from Lacerta agilis (Sand lizard), 784 nucleotides. It is a transcript of the gene NCALD, whose product is annotated as neurocalcin delta. Gene Ontology annotation, molecular function: actin binding; calcium ion binding; tubulin binding. Gene Ontology annotation, cellular component: cytosol. Lineage: Eukaryota; Metazoa; Chordata; Lepidosauria; Squamata; Lacertidae. Bases 186 to 767 code for a protein of 193 amino acids. Gene Ontology annotation, biological process: calcium-mediated signaling. The transcript has 4 exons. The record is from RefSeq and is a predicted model, not a curated record.